Selaginella moellendorffii is the source of this 845-nucleotide messenger RNA. RefSeq names its product cyclin-J18-like. The transcript is spliced from 8 exons. Bases 103 to 657 code for a protein of 184 amino acids. The record is from RefSeq and is a predicted model, not a curated record. Lineage: Eukaryota; Viridiplantae; Streptophyta; Lycopodiopsida; Selaginellales; Selaginellaceae.
CUAUGAUCUUAUCGACGAUUCCUGGCCGCGUAGCUCGUGAAUGCGCUCCCAUCGACGAAAUACUGCGCGCUGUCGCUCUUUGCCGACCGAUUCCUUCCAUGGAUGCACAGAAUGGAUUGUGGGAGCGCCGUGGAGGAGCAGAUUUCGCGGCUUGUUGCCAGGAAGAGCCUCCAGUUCAUCGGUCUCGUCUUCGUUUGGAUCGCGAGCAAGAUACACGAAACAAAGCCGAUUCUUCUCAAGGAGAUUGCCAACGAUUUAAUUCCCGACGUUCAUACUUGUACGAGGGACUUCGCUGAGGCGGAGAUCUUGCUCAUGAAGGCCAUGAAGUUUGAUGUCCGGACGGGUACUCUAGUCUCUGAUGUCGCGAGCGAUUUACUGUCCAAGCUUAGGAACACAGCCACGGUUGGGAAGCUAGUCAAGCAAAGCACGGUUUUUCACAUCAUCGACUUGCUAUAUGGCGACGGCCAAUUCAACUUUGCCAGCGUUCUCUCUGACCUCUCCGCUGCGUCGAUCCUGGCAGUAGCAUUCGCUAUCUCUAUCCCGGACGAGCAAUGCAACUUCCCAUUUCUUCCCUGGCUGACAGCAUUGUCCCGAGCUUCUAAGCGCGAGAUCGAGCGCAUGGCGAGGCAAAUAUUUGCGCUAAUAUUUCACCAAUGAGCCUGUCCAAGAAGCUCUGUUAUUGCCGCGGAAGGAACUAGCAAUCAAGAAAUCGAUCGCUUCCAAGAAUCGCAGAGGUAUAUUCGCCUUAAAUCUAAACCUUAAGUUCUAAACUUUCAACUGCAUUGUAUUAUUUUAAUAUUUUGGUUUACUAGGUGAUAUUUAAAAUAUAUUUAGAUAUUCUAAAA